ACUUGUGCACAUCAUUCACACCUUUCUGGCCCACACUCCGCUCCGCAUGCAGGAGUCAAGAACACGCGCGAUUGCGCAUUUUACUAUCGUCAAAUAUGAAGCCCAUUGCCGAUUUUAAGAUGCGGGAAGACAACCGACAUGGCGAUGCGCAUAACAGUUUCGAGAUGCAAGAUAUGAGAUCCCAUCCUGGGCCACAUUCUCCUCGUUAUUCACUCGAUUCCAAAGGCGACAGAUCUGCUACCCGUAUCCUUUCUGAUUACGACAAUCGCCCUAACACCACAUUCAGUACGAGGACGACAAUCGAAACUUUUCGGUCCAUCUCAUGGCACUUAUUUGCUGUGGUCAUGAGUUUACCCAUCGCAUUAUCGCCCAUCAUCAUUCUUGCGACUGUUGCCGAAGAGGCCUCAGUGAAUUACAUCCUAGGAAGAUCUUGCUAUCCCAAUGGACUAUGGAAAGAGGCCGAGGGGGCGACAUGGCGGAUAAUGGAUUCUAGUUAUUUCUUCACACCGAACCUGUAUUUCGGGGCCAUGACUUUCUCGCAAGUCAAGGUUAUUGAUAUCGCAUGGGACCUUGUUGUAGGGAGAGGCGGGCAAAUGUUGUUGGCAUACGCAAACUAUCGCGUCUUCAAUGAAUGGCUCCUCUACCACCUGGAACUGCACUUAACAAGCUAUAAGUUGUACACAGCCGUUGCCUUUCAAACAACCACCAUGGCCACGCUUGGCGUUCUAGCGAAAGAGUUUUUGUCCUUUGGGAAAGGAACAUGGAGACGAUUUUUUCGAUGGCUGGCUAUGCUAUGCAUGUUGAUCAGCACAUUGUAUGUGCUCGCAUUUCCAACACUCAUGGCUGCCAUGACUGGUUAUAUUUCAACAUAUAGGGCAUACGUUGAAGACCAUGAGAACAACCUCAUCGAUUUCGACAAAGUUCGCCGGGUAGAUUAUAUUAUCAGUAAUGGCUCUCGAAUCAGUGCAGAGUACCAGAAAGACCUAGUCGUCACCGAGUAUGACAAGGAUCUUCUACGUGACGUUGAGGCAUAUCUGAAGGAAUUCGUUGCCGAUGAUGAUUGGAAGGCCCCUCAGAUUACCGAUGUCCCCAUAGAGCCUGGCUUUCACGAAUAUCUCGUGCAAAACCGCACAUCGAAAUUCGGGAACAAGGAUCUCGCCGAACCCACCCUCUCCAUAAUCGUGACAUACAGGGGUCUGCCUCCCAAGACCGUCUCUGAAGGUCUCGUCGAAAUGUAUUAUACGCUUUCUGAUUCCAACAUUCUCGAAUCCGGCCGUCAAGGCGACUACUACUCCGCCCUGGAUGUGCUUAAACGUGGGUCAUGCAAACCCACCGAAACAUACCAAUGGGGUUUCUCGUAUAUAUUCAUGUUCAUGGUCUCCAUAUUUAAUUUUGUCUGGAGCUGCAUCAUGGCGGGGAUGUGGUGGGACACGACGCGUGGUUCCAGAAUGUACAAGGCGGGAAGAAGGCCAGGCCUUCUCCGAAGCAUCAUGGACAUCAGUGCAGCGAUCCGGGAGGAAUUAGGAAGUCAGGUUGAGGAUAUGGGUGAAGAUGAGAUAAGGAUAGCUUUGAGGGAGAGCGAGGGGAGACUCGUGGUUCCAGAGAGGGAGUUGAGGGUUGGCAGGGUAGAUGGGCAUGAGCCAACCGAAGGGAUUAGGAAGAGGAGCUGGAAGGUGAAGAUCACGAAAGGUAGCACAUUCUGAG
Messenger RNA from Periconia digitata, 1704 nucleotides. Lineage: Eukaryota; Fungi; Ascomycota; Dothideomycetes; Pleosporales; Periconiaceae. The record is from the annotation of a GenBank genome assembly.